CUUCUCUGGUCGCUCGACGCAGCGGAUGUUGAAGAGCGAAGCGCGGCCGCUCGACCACAUGUUAUCAAACAUAUACAACUUCGACGAAGUUACCAAAAUACCUGCUAUUUCAACCCAGUUUCAUGGAAGACUCUGGUGAUCCCAUGAUGGGAAUGCUGGAUACAAAUGCCCCUGGCAAUGGAGAUGCUCCUGCUAUGGAAGCGACAGGGCCCGAUUAUAGCACAGCUCUGACCGCUCCAGGCUGGACUAUUGCACAGGUUCCACUCGCAAACCCCGAGAGUGCAGAAUACGAUCAGGUGCAACAGGCGACCGCCAUGGAGCAGUUCCAGCUGUACUCGAUGGAACACAUAAAAUCCGCAGCAGAUAACAUUGCCCAGACGUCCAGUGGGUCAGACAGCAGCCUAGAUAACUCCGGGCAAGUAGUCGGUCCGCUGUCGGAAUCAAACGGACAGCUUGUGGACCAAUCAGCAGAGCCGGAUGCCAUGAAGCAGGCGGAUGGCGACUCGGAGAGCCCUUCGAAUAUGGAGCUGGAAGAUGUUCCCAAAGAGGGAGCAGAAGCAGCUGCAGCUGCAGAAUCGACUGAGACACAAGAGCCUGAACUUCCCUUAGAGUACGAGAGGCUUUUUAAGGUUGUGGAAGAUAAUCCUGAAGACUUCAACGGCUGGGUGUACCUCCUGCAAUAUGUUGAACAAGAGAACCACCUGGUGGCAUCAAGGAAGGCGUUUGAUGCGUUUUUCCUACACUAUCCCUACUGUUAUGGAUAUUGGAAGAAAUAUGCGGACAUUGAGAGGAAACAUGGCUGCAUUCAGGUUGCGGAUGAGGUGUACCGGCGAGGUCUGCAGGCCAUUCCGCUCAGCGUCGACCUGUGGCUUCAUUACAUCACCUUCCUGAGAGAGAACCAAGACACCAGUGACGGAGAGGCGGAAAACCGCAUCAGAGCGUCCUAUGAGCACGCAGUCCUCGCCUGCGGAACGGAUUUCCGUUCCGACCGUUUGUGGGAAGCGUAUAUCGGCUGGGAACUGGAGCAGGAGAAGCUGGCUAACGUCACCGCCGUCUACGACCGCGUCCUCUGCAUUCCCACACAGCUGUACUCGCAGCACUUCCAGAAGUUCAAAGAGCACGUACAGAACAACAACCCCAAGCACUUCCUGUCUGUGGAGGAGUUUGUGCAGCUUAGAGUGGAACUGGCCAAUGCUAAUAAACCCACCGAAGACGAGGCUCCUGGUGAAGAUCUGCCACCGGGCACAGAAGACCUGCCUGAUCCUGCUAAGAGGGUGACGGAGAUCGAGAACAUGAGACAUAAAGUGAUCGAGACGCGACAGGAGACGUUCAACCAAAAUGAGCAUGAAGUCAGCAAGCGCUGGGCUUUUGAAGAGGGGAUCAAGCGUCCGUACUUCCACGUGAAAGCGCUGGAGAAGACCCAACUGAACAACUGGAGAGAGUACCUGGACUUCGAGCUGGAGAACGGCACGCCGGAGCGAGUGGUGAUUCUGUUUGAGCGCUGCCUGAUCGCCUGCGCCCUCUACGAGGAGUUCUGGAUCAAGUACGCCAAGUAUCUGGAGAGCUACAGCACUGAAGGAGUGAGGCACAUCUACAAGAAGGCCUGCAGCAUCCACCUGCCCAAGAAACCUGCCGUUCACAUCCUCUGGGCGGCGUUCGAGGAGCAGCAAGGGAACGUCGAGGAGGCCCGUGGCAUUCUGAAAGCGAUAGAGGAGGCGGUCCCAGGAUUGGCCAUGGUGAGGUUACGCAGGGUGAGUCUGGAGCGUCGCCACGGCAACAUGGAUGAAGCGGAGACCUUAUUGCGUGACGCCAUCACGAACGGAAAUAAUGCCAGCGAGUCGUCGUUCUACGCUGUGAAACUGGCCCGACAGCUGCUGAAGGUGCAGAAGAGCAUCACGAAGGCCAAGAAAGUUCUAAUGGAGGCCAUCGAGAAAGACGAGACAAACCCAAAGCUCUACCUGAAUCUGCUGGAGCUGGAGUACACUGGAGAUGUUCAGCAGAACGAAGCCGACAUCAUCGCAUGCUUCGACAGAGCUCUGAAUAGCCCGAUGUCGCUGGAGUCACGCGUCACUUUCUCGCAACGCAAAGUCGAGUUUCUCGAGGACUUCGGCAGCGACAUCAAUGUCUCACAGGAGCCAGAUGCAAAGAGGCAACGGACAGAUGACCAAUCAGCAGCCUCCGGUCAGGUGAUGCAGGACAUGCAGGCCAAUCACGCUGGAUACAACUAUAACAACUGGUAUCAGCAAUAUAAUUCAUGGGGCGGUCAGAAUUCGUGGGGUCCGUAUGGCCAGUACGGCCAGUAUAACCAGUACUACCCUCCACCCCCCACAUAACGGACUACACCGUCCCGUUUGAGCUCCAUCAGGACGCCUGCUGUCUUUUUACCUUCAGCUUCAUCAUUCUUACCGUCACUCAAACCGUCGACUUCGUGUGUGUGUUCGUUUCUGGCAUGUGUUGAGAAAUUGGGCAUAUUUUCCCCCUUAUGUUACAGUGCAAGUGAGUUUUUAUUAAGGCUUGGUUGAUUUAGUGAGAUCUGUGUUUAGGAGGUUGAAUGAUUUGUAUGACCGCUCCGCCCUCAGUGUGAUCUUGUGUUCCCAGAUAAACGUAAUAAACCUGAAGACAUUUUUUAUUUUGACUUGGUUUCAUAAUAAAGAGAUUGACAUCCUUAA
Messenger RNA from Xyrauchen texanus (razorback sucker), 2669 nucleotides. RefSeq names its product PRP39 pre-mRNA processing factor 39 homolog (yeast) (gene prpf39). The record is from RefSeq and is a predicted model, not a curated record. Gene Ontology annotation, biological process: mRNA 5'-splice site recognition; RNA processing. The transcript is spliced from 13 exons. The coding region runs from base 123 to 2333 and encodes 736 amino acids. Lineage: Eukaryota; Metazoa; Chordata; Actinopteri; Cypriniformes; Catostomidae. Gene Ontology annotation, cellular component: U2-type prespliceosome; U1 snRNP; commitment complex. Gene Ontology annotation, molecular function: protein binding.